Messenger RNA from Cetraspora pellucida, 1497 nucleotides. The record is from the annotation of a GenBank genome assembly. NCBI's taxonomy places the organism in Eukaryota, Fungi, Glomeromycota, Glomeromycetes, Diversisporales, Gigasporaceae.
AUGUCGGGACUCACUCCAUAUAUUAUUUUUGUUUCUUUUGCCGUUGUUCUAGGUUCUUUUCAGUAUGGAUAUCAUAUUGGUGAACUGAACACUCCUCAAGCUGUAAUGUCAUGUGAGGGAGUUAAAGAGCCUUCUCAAGGAACCCAAGAAUAUCUUCCACCUUGUAUAAAGAUGAAUGCAGCACAAUUUGCUUUUGUAACCUCUGUAUUUACCUUGGGAGGUCUUCUUGGGUCAUUGUUUGCUUCACGCGUCGCGGAUAGUAAAGGGAGACGAGAUACAUUGAUUUUAAACGGCGUGUUUUUGGGUCUCGGACCACUUGUUAUGGGGUUUGCUCCAAAUAUAACAGCUUUGGUCAUUGGAAGAGUUCUUGCCGGUAUUGGAUGCGGCGUGGUAACAGUAGUUGUUCCCACAUAUCUUGCUGAAAUAUCUACCAUAGAGUUUCGUGGGACCUUUGGCGUAAUGAAUCAAUUGGGUAUUGUUUGUGGUAUAUUAUUUUCCCAGGUCGAAGGACUUUAUCUUUCCACACUUUCGGGUUGGCGUCUAAUUCUUUUUGGUGGGUUUAUUUUGGCGCUCCUUCAAACAAUUUUACUUUGGUUUUCUGUCGAAUCACCUCGUUUCCUUGCAUCUAAACCCGGUGGGUACAAUGCUGCUAAGAGAGCUCUACAAAAAUUAAGGGGGAGCAAUGAAGUAGAUGAAGAACUUAGCGGAUGGCGACAAGUGGCAUCGGAGGAAGGAUUAGAAGGCCUCAUCUCUGAAGAAGAACGUGAACACCAGAAUAAUGAAGAAAUGGUUAGAGAAUCACCUGCGGUCGUCUUUCAUGCGCGUAAUUCAGAUGAAAACUUUAAUGUUUGGAAGCUUAUAAAUAAUUCACAAUAUUUGCCAGCAUUAAAAGUUUUAAUACUAUUACACCUAACGCAGCAAUUUUCGGGAGUAAACGGGGUGAUGUUUUAUUCAACAUCUAUUUUAGCAAAGAUACUUCCAGGCAUGAGCGAUUUAGUAACGGUUUUUAUAAGUACAGUGAAUGUAAUAAUGACCGUUGUUUCGGCAUAUUUAAUUGACAAAUCAGGGCGCAGGACAUUAUUACUAUCAUCAUCAUUAUUUAUGAGUAUUUCUAGCGCCAUUUUAGCAUUGAGCAUUAAUAAUAAUUAUGGGUUUCUUUCAGCUAUUUCAAUUAUCGGAUUUAUUGCGUCGUUUGCCAUAGGUCUUGGACCAGUUCCAUUUUUGAUAAUUCCGGAAAUUUUUGAUACUCAGGCGGUUGCCACGGCGGCUAGUCUUGGAUUAACAUUGAAUUGGUCAGCUAGUUUCUUUGUCGGGUUUAUAUUUCCAAUAGUUAACGAAAUGAUAGGGGGAAGCAUAUUUUUAAUCUUCGCAGCUUAUUUAUUUGUGGCUUACCUCGCUAUUAAACAUUUUGUGCCGGAAACUAAGGCCAAAAGUGUUGAAGAAGUUUGGCGUGGUUGGACAGGAAAAGUUGUAGAACUAAGUGUAAACGUAAGAUGA